GUUUAAUUUCAUCACUUAAAAGCCCAAAAAUUCCAUCACAAAUUUUUGAUGUAACGUUUUUUUGUUUUUUUUUUUUUUACCUAACCCUAAUUUUGCAGAACCUUUUGCCGAAAUCUUCAUUCUCUCUCUAUCUUUAUCUAAUGGGGCUCACUUCAUAGAUUUAUCAUUUCUAGGUUUCUGAGUUAUUUUAUGGUAUCUUGUUUGUAUUGAAGCCAUUGGGGGGUUUUUGCAUCGAUUUCUGUUGGAAUCGGGGCUCGUUCGUUUGAAUCUGUGUAUUGAAUCGAAAUUGUGGUAUAAUUUUUUUACAAUUACCUGCAAAUAUUUCCGAUUUUGGAUGAGUUUGUAUAUAUACAUUUGUUGUGUUUUUACACACUCGCAGUCGCGGGGAAUUAUUAGUAGAAAUUGAGUCGGAGCUGGGGGUGGGAGAUGGAGGGGAAUUCCGGCGGAGGGGGAGCGGGAAUUGGGGGAACGACAGCCGGCGGCGUGGCGGCAGGAGGAGUAUCGGGCGGCGGCGGCGGCGGCGGAGGGAACGACGUGGAGCUGAUGUGCAAAACGCUGCAGGUGGAACACAAGCUUUUCUACUUCGAUCUGAAGGAGAAUCCCAGAGGCCGAUAUUUGAAGAUAUCAGAGAAAACAUCGGCUACAAGGUCAACGAUCAUUGUUCCCUUCUCUGGGAUUCCAUGGUUCUUAGAUCUCUUCAAUUACUAUAUCAAUUCCGAUGAUCCAGAGGUUUUUAGCAAGGAAUUGCAGCUCGACACAAAGGUGUUUUAUUUCGACAUCGGCGAGAAUCGGAGGGGUCGUUUCUUGAAGGUAUCUGAAGCUUCUGUUAGUCGAAACCGCAGUACCAUUAUCGUUCCUGCUGGAAGCAACCGGGACGAGGGAUGGUCUGCAUUUAGGAACAUUUUGGCAGAAAUCAAUGAAGCAUCUAGGCUUUUCAUGCUGCCCAAUCAGGAAAAUUCUGAACAUUCAGAACAUCUUGUCGGACUUUCAGACGAUGUCGGUGCAGGCUUCAUAUCAGGUCAUAGUAGUCAACCUGCUCCAACCUCUGACUUGAAUGUAGAUAGACAAGUAGACUUGUCAGCUCAAGAUGACAUGGGCAAUCUGGGUGUUUCAAAAGUUAUCCGAGCUGAUCAGAAAAGAUUCUUUUUCGAUCUCGGAAGUAACAACCGGGGUCAUUUCUUGAGGAUAUCUGAGGUUGCAGGGGCGGAUCGUUCUUCGAUCAUUCUUCCAUUGUCAGGUCUUAAACAGUUCUAUGAAAUAGUGGGACAUUUUGUGGAGAUCACCAAGGAUAGGAUUGAAGGAAUGACAGGCGUGAACGUCAGGACCGUGGAUCCGCCUCACAGGUAAAAGUAUAUACACAGCCCCCGGGGCUCGUGGUGAACUAUUCGUUUUAGUGUUUGUGUAGAUCUACACGCACGCAUGUGUUCAAGUAGAGUUCAAAUUAUGGUCGGUGUGGUUUGGUACGUUCCUGUCUUGAUUUUCUGGUUCAAAUCUGAAUAAUCCAUCCUGCUAGAUUAGCAGAGGCUAUGGAAAA
Messenger RNA from Cucurbita moschata (crookneck pumpkin), 1534 nucleotides. Its product is annotated as transcription factor Pur-alpha 1-like. The transcript has 5 exons. Gene Ontology annotation, biological process: regulation of transcription by RNA polymerase II. Lineage: Eukaryota; Viridiplantae; Streptophyta; Magnoliopsida; Cucurbitales; Cucurbitaceae. Gene Ontology annotation, cellular component: nucleus. Bases 427 to 1347 code for a protein of 306 amino acids. The record is from RefSeq and is a predicted model, not a curated record. Gene Ontology annotation, molecular function: purine-rich negative regulatory element binding; RNA polymerase II transcription regulatory region sequence-specific DNA binding; DNA-binding transcription factor activity, RNA polymerase II-specific.